This is a messenger RNA of Hordeum vulgare subsp. vulgare (domesticated barley), 1503 nucleotides long. RefSeq lists its product as uncharacterized. The coding region runs from base 375 to 1169 and encodes 264 amino acids. The record is from RefSeq and is a predicted model, not a curated record. NCBI's taxonomy places the organism in Eukaryota, Viridiplantae, Streptophyta, Magnoliopsida, Poales, Poaceae. The transcript has 2 exons.
UUUUCUGGUGGCUGCCGGCCGGAUCCAUCCAUCCAUCCAUCCAUGCCUGACUGUCACUCGGCGCCGGCCGGUCAGGUCCACACCCAUGGCCAUGGCCAUGGUCCAAUUCAUCAAAGCAGAUUACAACAACAAGCUGCCCAAACAGUAGCUCCUACAGUAGUAGUAGUCCAGCCUCUCUUCUUCCUCAUCUCUGAAUCAUAAAAAGAAACGCAAAACCGCGAAGCUUCCUCCCAUCUCUUCUUCCUCUUGCAUUUGCACAUAUCAUAUCCAAGCUUUCUUUACUCACACUAGCAGCUCAGCUUAGCUUAGCUACGAGCUCUGCAUGCCAACACCACCUCGUACCCACUAGCCGUAGCAGAACAGCGAGCAGCGCCAUGAGCAACAUGUUCGGGGCCGGCGGCCAUGGAGGUGGCGGUGGGGAGCAGCAUGGAGGAGCCGACGGCACGGUGCUGUGCUACUUCCACCCGAGGGAGCUGCUGGUCGGCGUGUGCGCGCACUGCCUCCGGGAGCGCCUGCUGCUCCUACUCGCCGCCAAAAGCAACAACGUUAACGGCCGCGCGCGCCCGCCGGCGGACGGCGCCAGCUACCUGUCGGCGCGGCCCUACUGCCGGGCGCUCCGGCGCAGGACGGGCAGCAUCUCCAGCUCGCUCCCCAAGGUGUUCGCGCUCGGCUCCUUCCUCCAGCGCCUCGACUCCUCCCGCCACCACCAUCACCACCACCACCCCGACGAGGUCGUCCACGACCACGACCUCGCCGGCGAGGACAAGGACACCGACGCCGACGACGCCACCUCCGUCGCCAGCCUCGACGAUUCCUUCAUCUCGAUCAAGUUCGAGGACAACGGCAAGGCGACGUGGGUGGACAGCCAGAACGGGACCGGAGCAAAGCCGGUGCGCGAGGCGGCGGCGGCCACGACGACGACGACGAAGACGACGGCGUUGGUGGUGGAGCACGCGGGGCGGCGGGGCGGCGUGACGCGGUGGCGGAAGCAGGUGGUGGGGCGGCUGCUGCAGCUGGCGCGGUGGAAGCGGGCGUCGGGCAAGCAGUCGUCGUCCUCGGCGGCGGCCGACCAGAGGUCGAAGGCGCGUGUCGGCGGCGGCGGCGGCCGGGGCUGGAUCCGGAGCCUGACGCGGCGGCGCACCGCGCACGGCGAGAGGGCGUGGUCGUGAGCGGGCCACGGGCACCUACACGUCCACACGUGAUCGGUGAACCUGAGCAUGUACGUACGCACGCACGUGGUGCUCCUGUUUGCUUGUGACUUUGUGCAUACGGCCAGCCACCCACAGAUCCAUCCAUAGCCAUAUCCAUAUCCAAUUAUCCAUUUCAGAUAUAUAUAAUGCUCCUAUAUAGCAGAUUAGCAGUGAUAAUCAACUAUAGAUAUAUAUAUACAAAAGAAGGAAAGAAUCGCAUUCGGCAGAUGUCGUUUCUUUCUUGCAUGAGAGGUGUUUGUUUCUUCCCAAGAUCAUGCUCAUGAGUUUACACAGAGAUUCUUUAUUUUCUUUC